AUUUGCAUUUCAUUUUCUGCAAAAUUUCUACAAAAGUUUUACUGUGUGCUUCCUGCGCGUGAACUGCUGCAUCAUUUGGGGAUUUCCACAUCAAGCUUUCGAAACCGAAAUCAGGUAAUGUAUACGAACCUCUGAUUUUGGUUUAGUCGAAGUGUCACUCUCCUUUCUCCCUUUUUGUGGUUGAUUUAGAGUCCUCUGAAGGAAGCUAGGGUUAGAAGUGAGAAUGAUUUUGAAUGUGUGUUAGAGGGGGGUUUUUUUUUAUUUUUUAUUUUUUUAAAAGGGUCCUGACCUUCAUUCCUCCCCCCUACUUCGUGCAAAGAUUGAAAAAAUGUUUUCAGAAGAAACAAUAAGUGUAGUAGGGAGUAAGGUGAUGCCCCUGGAUUAUGGUAGCAUGGACUCGGAAAGUAGUUCGUCUCCAUCUAGUUCAGAGAAAACGGUGGAGGGGGUAAGAGGAGAUGAGGUGGUGAAGGUUGGGGGGAAUGAAGUGGUGGGGGUUGGGGGGAAUAGUGUUCCCAUCACUGUGGUAGAAGUAGAGGGUAGGGGAGAGAGAGGUUAUGACGCAGAUGUAGACAUAGUGGAAGAGGUGAAGCAGUAUAGAUUUGAACUCAGGACCAGGGAUAGCUUGGGUCACUUAGUGGAGAAUUACAAGAUCUCUUCCCAAGUGUUAGUUAGGCCAGCUGGGGUAGAGGAGAGAGCCUGUUCUGCUCCUCGGGAUCAUUAGAUGCCCAUGUAUGCCCACUAUUUGAUAGCCAGGCUUAGGUUUCCAAUUCCUGAGUUGCUAGUGGGUAUUCUUUUAGAUUACAACAUUGGGUUGACACAGUUAGUCCCCAACGUUAUGAGGGUAAUAAUAGAAUUUCUAGUUU
Rubroshorea leprosula is the source of this 863-nucleotide messenger RNA. NCBI's taxonomy places the organism in Eukaryota, Viridiplantae, Streptophyta, Magnoliopsida, Malvales, Dipterocarpaceae. The record is from the annotation of a GenBank genome assembly.